Messenger RNA from Linum trigynum, 875 nucleotides. NCBI's taxonomy places the organism in Eukaryota, Viridiplantae, Streptophyta, Magnoliopsida, Malpighiales, Linaceae. The record is from the annotation of a GenBank genome assembly.
CAUUUGACAAUGAAUUCUCCACGACAAUUCAUUUUACAAUGAAAUGAAUUCCACGACUGAAGCUCUUAUUGAGCGGGAUGUUCAGGUUCAUCCUCGAUGCCCGGUUUGUUGGUCUGGCUCUGAGACAAUGGAGCAUUUGUUCCUAGAGUGCCCGGUAGCUAGGGCUUUGUGGGACUAUGCGGGGCUUGAAUAUCUCGGUCAAGGGCUUCCUCGACACACCUUUCCAUUGUUCCUUAAAAAACUGAUGGCCCUUAUCCACCAAUCACAACUGGUUAUGGCUGUGGUGGCGCUCCUUUGGAGAAUCUGGCGCUCUCGCAACUGGGUUGUCUUUGAAGGCAAGCAGUUUGGGUUGCCGGACCUCAUGCGACAAUUUCAUCAGCAAUACCAGGAGUGGAUAAGUUUGCCAGUUGAUAGAAGCCCUCGAACCAUUCCCCCUGCUCUUCAUUCUGGAGGGAGCGUCAACCCUUGCCCGUUUGUCUGUCAAUGGGACAUAAUUAUCCUCGUUACGUUUUAAUACUAGAAUGGUAUGUUUGUACAAAAAAUUAAUAGAGGAAUACGUUUGUUAAUUUGCAAUAAUAGAGGGGUACGAAAUGCUAUUAACCCGUUGUAAAACUAUAUAGUAACGGUGCGUUUUUUGAUGAUGGUAAUAAAAGCUAUCUAUUGUUAAAAAAAAAAAUUAGAAAAAUCACUUACUGAAGUUCAAAUUAGUAGACAGUUUUAGCGGUAUGAAAUAAUUGAAUCACAUUUAAAUUGAAUUAUGAUUUCUAAAAAAAUAAAAAUACAAUAUUAUUAAUUUUUACGGAACAAUAUAAGAUAUAUAAUUUUACAAAUAUUUUUUACAUACCGUUUGGUAUAAAUGAAUUCCAUAAGUUUUG